Messenger RNA from Sinocyclocheilus rhinocerous, 5203 nucleotides. RefSeq lists its product as uncharacterized. The coding region runs from base 96 to 4562 and encodes 1488 amino acids. The transcript is spliced from 29 exons. Lineage: Eukaryota; Metazoa; Chordata; Actinopteri; Cypriniformes; Cyprinidae. The record is from RefSeq and is a predicted model, not a curated record.
GCAGUAUUGUAUUGAUUCUGUUUUGGUUUUCGUUGGCGGCCCAAAAAUAGGCAAAUGAGCUGGCAAUAUGUCUUUAAAAUUCCCAGAAUGCGCCUAUGGAGUUGAUUAGUGGUUCACUGAGCCAGAUCUUACCCAGAGUCCCUCAGAGAGGAGACUUUCAAAACCUCCAGAAGAUCAAGCCUGUAGAGAUAUCCAAUAUACUCCAUGCACAGCUCUCAGAGACUGACAAAGUUGGCAACAGUGCAAGUGAGAAGUUACAGAGACUCUAUCUGCAGAAUCAACAACAACAUGGAAGUUCUAGGCAUCAGCUGGUCACACUUCUAAAAGAGCUGGAGCUUCUUGAAACUCCGCUGACAGCGCAGGGACAGAACAAGGCCAAGCAUCAGACGCAGGAAGCACACAUAGCGGCUGCCAUCACCUGGUGGAGAGGCCAGACUAAGGAGGGCAAGAAAAACCAGGCUGCCCAAGUUCCACAAGAAACUGUGAUGGAUAUUCAGAAGCGGAUCCAAAGCCUGGAAGUCAAUCACAUACCAGCCCAGCUGGAAGAGACUAAGCGGUGCAUGAGGGUGCUUCUCAAAGACCAGGGAACGAGCACCUGUGACGACACUCAGAUUCAGUUUAGGGAUGUGGCUGUGGUCACUGAUUCAUCAGCAGAGCGUUCAGCUACAGAAGACCUGCUGAAGUCCCUGAGAAAAGUGGAGGACAUGGUGACGCAAGCCUUACGGGCAGCUCAGGUGCUCAUGGGCAGCGAGAAGAGGAUGAAGGAGAGGAUAGAGGCCAUCGGCAUGAGGGUGGAAAGAGCAUUGAGCAGAGCCGAAGCCACUGAGAGUCAACUCAAUGCCCUGGAGGCCACCAUCUCUGCUAACACACAGUCAUUAUGUAUGUCUCAGUCCAAGGGUACUGGGCUCCUGGUGGAUUGUGGCUCAGCUGCCAUUACGUUCUUUACCACACCUGAGCCUGUCGCUCAGGAGAGCGUCCUCACUCCACUAUUCUAUGAGAACGAAUUAUACAACUGCGAGAGCAUCAAGUAUAAAAGCCUCGUCUGUUUAGGGAGGAGCGGGCAGUCAGCAGGUUCACGGCGUAGAGGCAAGCGAAAGUAUAAACAAGGCUUCAACUGCACAAAACGCUUCCACUACGACAGAAAUCGGGAGCUGGGCGGUGAUUCCACCGCUUGCCGCGUCCCGGAACUCACGCUUACACUUACUGCGUCCUCUAGCGGACACUAUGGGGAAUGGAAUGCUUACUUAGCCAUGCCACGGCACAUGCCUGCUCACCUGGGGGAGGACAGCCCACCCCUACUACCUGACUUAAGCUUGAGGGAUAAAGGAAGUAGACCAGCUAUUAAAAACCCCAAGGGGAGACGGCUAGAAGAGGCUCAGGGGGCUGCCAACUUGAAAAACCCUGAUAAUGGGGGCAGCCCGACCACAGAGUUGAAAAAAGCCUACAUCACAAGGGAGAGACUGGACCUUCAGUCAGUGGUUCAAGCGAAACACAUAAGAAUAACAUUAGUCCUGCCUCAGGGACCGAUAUCGAGACGGACCAGCCCUCUCAGAGGUUUUAGAGGAAGACUUGGGACGGCGGGGAAUGAACUUCCUAUAUGGAGGCAGUGUGGGAGGGAGGGAGAGAGUCUGAAAGAAGUAUUGAAAACUCUGAUGUCAAUCAAGCGCUACGCCUCCUUUGGUGGCUCGCUUCUGUGCACGCGAGCAGAGGACCACAGCAACAAGGUCAGCAGAAACCCAGAUGCAACCCUCCUAGAUCAGGAUCCUGGUUCACCAUCUGAGCUUUGGCUGAAACGUGCUGACAGUGUUUGCCUUGAGCCGGUGUCUGCAGGUCUUCCAUCUGUGGGAGCGAUUACCCUACAGAGUCCUGCUUUACUCUGUACUGAGAGCUCUUUGCCGGAACCGUCAGCUUGUGAGGAGCCCACGCCACACAACAGACAGGAGAAUGUAGCUGGGUUAGAUUGGCCAGCAAGCAAUGACAGCUUCCUCUCAGAGUCAGAGGCUAUUAGGAACACCUUAGCUGUAAACGAGGAAACGUGCAGGAGUCAAAAUAAAGAAGAGACUGGAUGUGCAGGAGCUGAGCUACAAAACAGCAGAGGACGAACAGAGAGUUCUGGGAGGUGCCACAAAUCAGAACAUAGCAGUAGGACAGAGGCCUUAAAACUUUUGAACCGAGGGCAGACUUCCAAGUCAGCGGACGUCUGGGAUAAUCACGGAUUCAGUUUAUCAGAAGAGACCCAAGUAGAGGACACUGGGAGGUGUCAAGACGGAAGAGAGGAUUCAGAUUGCACUGGGAGGAGUCAAGAGGAAUCGGAGAGCAGUGGACAGAGUCAAGCAAGGACAGGGAACAGUGAGACUCAAGAGGAGUCCAAAACAAGUGACUCAGACACAUCAAAGAGUCCGAGUGUCCAAGCUACUGAUCUCACUGACAAUCCAGGGGACCAAGAGGACCCAACUGCUGUAUGUCAGUUUACACGCUCACGGGCUGAGCAAACUUCACUAAAGAGAGCUUAUAGUUUUGUGACAGAGUCUGUCACUGAUUUUAUCUUCCCUCACACACGCUCUCGGCCCCCGCUCAUCCCUGCCAUGCCCACCCUUCCUGAGGAAGAGGAAGACUCUCCAGAGGAGCUCAACAGUACAUCCAGCUCGCCCUCCACAUGUCUUUGGGUUACAGCUCUCUCCCCGAACCCAACGCCAUGCUCCUCCCCCCGACCAUCCAGAAGCAGUUCCCUCUCCUCACCCUCACAGCUAGGUCCUGAGGUCACCACAACUCCUCCAGCAAGUCCCUCCAUAGCUAAGCAUCUGGAGGUACCAUCUACUCAUGACCAAGGGGACACGAGUAAGCCAGAGCAGGAGACCUUCACGAGGCUAGUAGAUUGGAUGCCCAGUGACAAGCGAAAGGUGUCCUCAGGACCUUUAACCGUGCGUUAUUCCACCGCUGUACCAGCCAGAGAUCCUGCUGUGGUUCAGAAGGAGAAGCCAGACCAUCAUGGACCAGCAGACAAGGGGAAAAACUCUGAACACGCAGCCCAGAAAAAGGAGGAGACUUCUGGCUGUGGCAUCACAGGGGUAGCCAAACCCGUCCCCCGGCCACCCACACAGCAAGCCCCGUGCACGGCCGAAAUCAAAACAAUAGGGGCCUUUCCUCCUCUGAUGAGAGCCGUCUCCUGGGACACGGUAGGCUCCAUAAACAUGAGGAAUGCAGCUCCUAAAGGGGAGGACAGUCUUUCAGACAAAUCAAGGGAGUCUCUUUUUAAGUCCUCUGGGUACAAGGACUUCCCUGUGCCACCUGGGAACGUUCAGAAACUGUCUAAAUUGCGCGAGGAGCACAAACUGAUGCGUAACCAGAGCAUCUCCAGCCCAAAGCUUCCUGACCUGAGUGAAACGACCGAGCAGGAACGAGGUAUGAACUCAAACGCCUUUGUGCAGCUGUCCCUGGCAUUCCGCAAUGACAAUUACACGCUGGAGUCGCGGCUGAAACAGGCGGAAAGAGAGCGCAGCCUGACUGAGGAAAAUGCUGAGAAGGAACUGGAAGAGUUUAAAAGCACUCUCAAGAACACUGUGUCACUGUGGCAGAACAUCGAGCAGCGGGAGUUUUACCAGCAUCUCUUAGAAACGAUCGCCGUAUUGUACCGCCUGACCAACCGCCUCUCCAGCAGGGCUGAAAUGGUGGGAGCUGUGCGGCAGGAGAAGAGAAUGAACAAGGCCACUGAGGUGAUGAUGCAGUAUGUGGAGAAUCUGAAGAGGACGUAUGAGAAGGACCGUGCUGAGCUGAUGGAGUUUAAGAAGGUUGCCAGCCAAAACUCCAGCCGCUGUUACGCGGGCUCAGUGGACACUGGAGAGGAUGGUGUUCCACGUACAUCAAGAUCCAUGUCUGUGCAAAUGGGAAAGGCUUUGCCCAGACGAAGAGUCAGCGUGGCUGUAGUUCCCAAGUUUAAUCUACUGAACAUCCCCGGGCAGACGCCAGCCGCCGCUGGCCCUAAUGCUGGCCCACUUCCUGUGGUGUGUGAGGCGAACACCAUUAAGAACAGCAGUUCCUCAGACCCCACACAACAAGAUGUGCCUGAUAAAUCCAGUGGAAACCCUCUGACGGAGCAGGAAAGUGAAGCAACGCCAACCAAAGUUGUCUGCAGUCCAGAGAAGGUUACAGAAGAGAUCAAAGCCAAGAUUGAAGAAGCAGCGUAUAACAAAGGGUACCAGGAAGGACUUAAGAGGUCUAAAGAACUUCAAGAGCUGAAGGAGGAGGAAGAGAAAGCGGAAGAGAAGCCGAAGGACUCUGAGGAGGAAGCAAGAGGAAAUACUGAUAAAGACAGGAAGACUAAUAGCAGGUUCGAGGAGGCAUUAGAGGUCUUUGACCGAAUAUUCCCAAAAUUCUUCCGAGGAAACCGAGUGCUCUGGAUCGUCCUCACUCUGUUUUUCACUUCAUUCAUACUUGUCAAUGUCAUAAGCUUCUUCAGUAACCGCUACAGUGAGAGCGGAGACACGUCUGCAGAGAAGUCCGCCGUCCCAGGCAAGACGUUUUUUGGACUGAAUGUAGGGUCGAAGACUCCUGCCCCAGAAUGACAUUAUUUUCUUCCAUCACGGAGAGACAGAUCAAGGGAAUUCUGCUGGCAAUUUCCUUACCAAGCACAGCUCAUAUUGUUUCUACCAGUCUUUCACACUGCAUUUAGUAAAUAGCAGAACUACUUGUUAUUGUUUAGGGACCAAAUGUAAUUAGAUGAGCAAUCAGUUUUGCUUUAUUAACUAAAUUGAUAAGUUAUAAUACUUGCGGUUGUGAUUUCUUGAAAUCCGUUUUCUAAGACUGUCACGUUUGAUAUAUGAUUAUACCACUCGAACCUUAUGAUUAAACUUCUCAGGUUUUGUGAAAGAUAUAUUUGAAAUAUUAGGUACAAUAUUUAAUACAGAAUUUGGUACAGUAUGUUUUAAAGUCUUUGCGAUUGUUUAUGUUGUUUAUUUGAAUUGACAUUCCAAGGUAGAUCCUAAAGUGCAAUAUUUUGCGACUGGUAGUUGACGGUUGUGUGGGGUUGUGCCUUCAGAGCACUGAGUUUAAUAGUACAGAAUUUUUCACAAUUUUCAAGAGCACUUUUAACUAGCAUGAAAGAGUUCAUAUUUGCACAUGUGUUUACUGUUGUGCCACUUCACCUUGUAAUAAAGGUGUUUGAAAAUCGCACGUGGUUGUUUCUAGAGUACAUGUGCUAUUCAAU